AUGUUGGCCGCAUCUGCAAUCGACAUCACCUUUGACGACGACGAAUGGGUGGCUCCUGUCGGGAAAACCAGGCUAAACCGGGCUGCGAGUGUCGGAAACAGCUGGGGUGUCACGUCCAUUGGGCGGGGGUUUGACUGGUCGCAGAAAGCGCAUGAAGAUGGAGAGGACGAGGACGAGGAUGCGGACGAGGAUACGAACGUUUUCGAAAGUGAACCCGAGACUCCCCCGGACGCGGCGCGCGCCAGCGACGAAGAGCAUGACUUUGAAUCACCUGUUCAGGCUCGACCGCCCGCGUCUGUGGCCCUUGCCAGGCCGAACCCGAUCUAUCCCAUCACGACCCUUACACUCUUCCCUCCGCGUUCCGAUCCCGCGCAUUCUCCCACCAUUUCCUCACGUCCUCUCACGCCCAACAGCCCUUCUCGCACGUUCACAGCACCCCGUCCACCACCUCCUAUACGUUCACCUACCUCCCCAAGGCCGCGCAGACGUUCUUCGCAGCAGCGUGUCUCUCUUAUUGCCGGACGUGUCUCCAUCGCCCCCAUCGAGCCGCCAUCAGACUUCCCGGUGGCGCCGCAAAAGCUUGUUCGAUCUGGCAGCUCUGGCAGUCUCUUGAGCAUCGCGCAAAGUACCUGUCCACCGACGCCAACUGGCACACUCACUCCCGAUUCGAGCGAGCGAGACAUCUCUGAGUUUGUCAUCCAAGGGGAGGUCGGGCGAGGCGCGUAUGGCUUGGUCAAAAAGGCGCGCGAAAUAAAGCCUGACGGGACACUGGGGCCUCCGUUGAUCAUGAAGCAAGUCAUUAAAUCUCGGAUCCUCGCCGAUUGCUGGAAGAAACAUCCCAAACAUGGGACAAUUCCGAUAGAGAUUUACGUCAUGUCUGCUAUCUCCAAUACUUCAUACGUGUUGCCCCCUCGAAGGCCUUGGGAUCCUGCGCGACCAUCUGCGCCGGACUUACAAUCUUCAUCUUUAUCCCCACCCGAGGGCGAUGUUUUUGAGUGGGUUGAAGGCAAGGUCGUCAAAGGUCACCCUAAUAUUUGUCCACUCCUCGAUUUCUUCGAAGAUAAUCAUUACUAUUACUUGCUAUUGCCAUCCACUACCCCCGAACCCGGGCCCAAUGAGCCGAUUCCUCCAUCAGAUUUAUUUAACCUCAUUGAGAGCUAUCCAGAUGGCCUACCGGUCAGCUCGAUUCGGACAUACUUGGGCCAAAUCGCGGACGCGCUCAGCUUCUUACAUGCACGAGGAAUUGUGCAUCGCGACAUCAAAGAUGAAAACGUGGUGCUCGGACCUCGUGGGCGGUGCAUCUUGAUAGAUUUUGGGAGUUCGGGUCUAGUCAAGAAAGGUGGAUGGGACACGUUCAGCGGCACCCUGGACUAUGCGGGCCCUGAGAUUCUGCGCGGAGAGAGAUAUCAGGGUAAAGAGCAAGAUGUAUGGGCAUACGGCGUCGUAGCAUACGUGAUGCUGGUUGGAGAAUGCCCCUUUUCAACAGCCGCAGAGGCUCAAGAAGGUCUGGCGUCCCCCUUCUCGGCCGCUUCUAUCGCUCUAGAUGAGCGUUGCAACGAAGGACGAGAGGCAGAGGGAGAGGAGGCCGACGGCGGGGGUGCGUUGGGGGAUGCUGCGGCUCUCGUUCGAGCUUGUCUUCAACUAGAUGUCGACGCUCGGCCGAGCUUCGAUAAGAUUCUUUGCAGUCGCUUUCUCGCAGGACAUGGAGGGUGGGGGAUGUAG
Heterobasidion irregulare TC 32-1 is the source of this 1722-nucleotide messenger RNA. RefSeq lists its product as uncharacterized. Gene Ontology annotation, molecular function: protein serine/threonine kinase activity; ATP binding. The record is from RefSeq and is a predicted model, not a curated record. Gene Ontology annotation, biological process: protein phosphorylation; negative regulation of glycogen biosynthetic process; intracellular signal transduction. Gene Ontology annotation, cellular component: cytoplasm; cytosol; nucleus. The coding region runs from base 1 to 1722 and encodes 573 amino acids. NCBI's taxonomy places the organism in Eukaryota, Fungi, Basidiomycota, Agaricomycetes, Russulales, Bondarzewiaceae. The transcript is spliced from 4 exons.